Molecule: messenger RNA, 1708 nt
Organism: Triticum dicoccoides
Lineage: Eukaryota; Viridiplantae; Streptophyta; Magnoliopsida; Poales; Poaceae
Product: putative pentatricopeptide repeat-containing protein At5g37570
Exons: 1
Coding region: 1-1560 (519 amino acids)
Biological process (GO): RNA modification
Molecular function (GO): protein binding; RNA binding
Source: RefSeq, a predicted model, not a curated record
AUGGCGGCCCGCCCAAACCGCAGUCCGCGCCUCGACCACCUCUCCCGCGUCCUCGCCUCCGACCACCCGCCCCCGCCGGCGGCCGCCGUGCACGCGCGCCUCAUCCGCGCGCACGGCGACACCCCUCCCCCCGUCAUCCGCUCGCUCCUCAACCAUGCCAUCCGCCGCCUGUCCAAGCCGCGCCCCCACGCCGCGCUGCGCCUGCUCCUCCUCAUGCCGCGCCUGCCCGUCUCCCCCGACCACUUCACCGUCCCCUUCGCGCUCAACGCCGCCGCGUCCCUCGGCCUCCUCCGGCUCGGCGCGUCCCUGCACUCCGUCGCGCUCCGCCUCGCGCUCGCCCCCACCUGCCUCCCCGUCGCCAACGCCCUCGUCGCCCUCUACGCCAAGUGCGACGACCUCCCCGCCGCGCACGCCGCGCUCGCCGACAUCCCGGUGCCCGACGCCGUCUCGUUCAACUCUCUCCUCUGCACGCACGCCCGCCUCGCCUCCGUGCCCGCCGCCGAGUCGCUCUUCACCUCCAUGCCCUCCAGAACCCAGGUCUCCUGGAACGCCAUGGUGGUCGUCUACGUCAAUGCCGGUGACUUCGCCUCUGCUCACCGGGUGUUUGAUGAAAUGCCUACGAGGGAUUCCUCUUCCUGGUCUGUGUUGAUUAUUGGAUACUGCAAAAGCGGGUCAAUGCAGAGCGCCCGGGAGCUGUUCGAUAAAAUGCCAGGGAAGAAUCUUGUGACAUGGACAGCAAUGAUAAAUGGGUAUGCUCAAUGUGGGCGGCCUAAGGAGGCACUAGCAUUGUUUAGGGAACUGGAGGCUGCUGGGAUUGAGCCAGAUGCAGCCACCAUGGUCGGAGUUAUCUCCUCUGCUUCCCAGAUAGGUAGCACAUCAUUAGCUGGGUGGGUUGGAACCUACGUUGACAGGAAGAGGAUUGAAAGGAAUGAGAAGGUGCUUACAGCACUGGUAGAUAUGCAUGCCAAGUGCGGGAAUGUCGAGCAGGCUCUCAAUGCUUUUAGGGAGAUUGAACAGCCGGAUGCAUACCCUUACACUGCACUUAUUAGUGGGCUGGCGACUCAUGGGCACGCAAAGCUGGCACUUCAAGUGUUUGAACGGAUGCAAGCUCAGGCAGUUAAACCUGAUCCGAUCACUUUCGUCGGUGUGCUUACUGCGUGCAGCCAUGCAGGGCUUGUUGAUAGAGGGUUGGACUAUUGGGAAGCAAUGGUGCAUGAGUAUGGGAUGAACCGUCGGGCAGAUCACUAUGCCUGUGUUGUCGACAUGCUUGGUCGUGCAGGGAGGCUUGAGGAGGCUUUUGAGAUGGUCCAAACAAUGCCGAUGGGCCCCCAUCCAGGUGCUCUUGGCGCCCUGCUGAGUGCGUGCAAGACACACGACAAUGCUGAGAUUGCUGAAGUUGUUGCAAAUAAGCUUUUUGAGUUGGAACCUCGAAAUACUGGGAACUAUAUACUGCUGUCGAGUAUAUAUGCUGGGAGAGGACAAUGGGAGGAGGCAGAAAGAGUUCGGUCGCUGAUGAAAACAAAAUUACCUUUCAAACAGCCAGGGUCUAGUUGGUUUUAGGAUCAGCAGAGGGAGCAAGGCAGGUUGUCUUUUGAGGAGCUGAAAAGCACCACAAACAUUUCUGUUUGCUAUAUAUUAAAUCGGUGCAGGCUGAGGCAGAAAACAUGGCUAAUUGAACUAUCAAGAAUGCAACUAAGUUGGGAUGCUA